AUUUAUUAAUAUCGAUAUAUCAGGGCUCAAGAUAUCGAAAUAAAUUAAAUUUACUAUUUGUGAUAUAUCGACUUAUCUAGUAGGUUUCUUGACCUUGUGACUGUAGAAGUACUAUAGUCUUCUUCAAGUUACAAUUGUUUUUUUUUUUUGUUUGAAUGCAUCUUAUAGUUUGGCCUGUUACAGUUCAUAAAUUUGAUUACUGGAAUAGGUCUGCUUGGUUGAGGUACAAAUAAUCUUGUUGUUUAUACGAAAUAUAAAUGGCUGAUAAAAGUGAAUCUACUGGCAUGAAAAACGUUAGUAUUUUCAUAAAAGAAGAAAUAACUGAUGAAAAUGAAUCUGAUUUCACAAAUAACCUAAGUGUUUCUACAAAGGAAGAAAUCACUUGUGAAGACGAUUAUGAUUGUAUAAAUAAUGUGUGCGUUUUUAUAAAAGAAGAAAGCGCUGAUGAAAAUGAGACUACUUAUCCCACGACAAGUAGCAGUAAAGAGGAAGGACUGGAAGUUGAUUGUGGUACAUAUAAGCUGAAUGUUUCUACAAAAAAAGAAAUGACUGAUGAACAUGAGCCUACUUGUAUAAAUAAAUUAAGUGUUUCUACUAAAGAAGAAAUGACUGAUCAACAUGAGUCUACUUGUAUAAAUAAGUUAAGUGUUUCUACAAAAGAAGAAAUGACUGAGGAAUAUGAGUCUACUUUUCUCUCUUAUGGUAUGAAACAGGAGGAAAGACAGCAGAUAUGUAAUGGAGGAUUUAUUCCUAUGAAACAAGAAGAAGAACUUCUUAUUUCAGAUGUGGGUACUAUGGAUUCCCACGACAAAAUAACUGAGAUUAGUGGAAGUCGCAUAACAACCAAUGCAUACAAUGCUUUUAAGAAUCCAGCUCAUUCAAUGUCUUCCGAUACAAGUGAGAUGAUUUAUUAUAACUGUCAUGAUUGUGGUGGUUAUGUAAGAUUAUCAGCUGAUAAUUUAAAGUUACAUGUAACAUCACAUCAGAAAAAUAAGAAGUCUUCUCAAUCUGAUUCAUCAGAUAUGAUGAAAGUAGAUAAAAUGUCUCAUCAAUGGCAUAAUCAAUUUUUUCAUUCUGAUCCAAAAUAUGAAACAUCUGAACUUAUGGACAAACAGAAAAAGGUCCUCCAUAGAGAUAAAAAACCUCAUAAAUGUCCUCAUUGUGAUUAUAAAUCAGCAUUUGCAACAGAUUUAAAAACUCAUAUAAUGGGUCGUCAUUCUGGUGAAAAGCCUCACCAAUGUCCUUAUUGUGAAUAUAAAUCAGGAUAUGCAUCAAGUUUAAGAAGUCAUAUAAUGGGUCGUCAUUCUGGUGAAAAGCUUCACCAAUGUCCUUAUUGUGAACAUAAAUCAGGAUAUGCAUCAAGUUUAAAAAAACAUAUAAUGGGUCGUCAUUCUGGUGAAAAGCCUCACCAAUGUCCUUAUUGUGAAUAUAAAUCAGUAUAUGCAUCAAAUUUAAAAAAUCAUAUAAUUGGUCGUCAUUCUGGUGAAAUGCUUCACCAAUGUCCUUAUUGUGAACAUAAAUCAGGAUAUGCAUCAAAUUUAAAAGCGCAUAUAAUGGUUCAUCAUACUGGUGAAAAGCCUUAUCAUUAUCAUUGUUCUUAUUGUGAUUAUAAAACAGUAAGUGCAUCAAGUUUAAAUAAUCAUAUAAUGGGUCGUCAUACUAGUGAAAAGCCUUAUCACUGUUCUUAUUGUGAUUAUAAAUCAAUAACAAAAUCAUAUUUAAAAAAGCAUAUAAUGGCUUGUCAUACUGGUGAAAAGCCUUACCAUUGUUCUCAUUGUGAAUAUAAAACAGUAUUUGGUGAAAGUUUGAAAAAACAUAUUAUGGCCUGGCACACUGGUGAAAGUCUUUCCUUGCGCACCACUGGUGGAAGGCCUCACCAAUGUCCUCAUUGUGAUUAUAAAACAGUAAAUACAUCAAAUUUAAAAAAACAUAUAAUGGUUCAGCAUACUGGUGAAAAGCCUUAUCAUUGUUCUUAUUGUGAUUAUAAAACAGUAAAUGCAUCAAUUUUAAAAAAUCAUAUAAUGGUUCAUCGUACUGAUGAAAGGCCUUAUCCAUGUUCUUAUUGUGAUUAUAAAUCAAGAACAAAAUCAUAUUUAAAAAAUCAUGUAAUGGUUCGUCAUACUGGUGAAAAGCCUUAUCAUUGUCCUCAUUGUGAAUAUAAAUCAGUUAGGAGUAAUCGUGUGAAAGAUCAUAUUAAGUCCCGUCAUACAGGAGAAAAGCCUCACCAAUGCCCUUAUUGUGAAUAUAAAUCAGUUUAUAGUGGUCAUGUGAAAAAUCAUAUAAUGGCUCGUCAUACACGAAAAAAGCCUCACCAAUGUCCUCAUUGUGAGUAUAAAUCAGUAUAUAAUGGAAGUUUGGAAAAACAUAUUAUGGCCCAUCGUACAGAUGAAAAGCCUCUCCAGUGUUUUCAUUGUGAAUUCAAAGCAUUUUACCGAUCAUCGUUGAAAACUCAUAUAAGAGCCUAUCAUAAAGUUUAAAAGUUGUAAUUACUACCCUCAAUGUAUCUAUAGCAUGCAGAAAAUUAAUGGUUAAUGAAAGGUCAUAACAUAAUUUCAAUUUUUGUAUUAUACCAAUUAAUAUAUUUUAGAAAUUUUAAGUUACCAACACAGAAAACUACUUGAAUGUGUGCAAAAAUAAAAUUAAACUAUAUAUAUAUAAUAUAUAUUACUUUGUAUUUUGUGACUUUACUUUAUUAGUAAUAAUAAAACACAAUUUGAUCACAG
Messenger RNA from Nezara viridula (southern green stink bug), 2723 nucleotides. NCBI's taxonomy places the organism in Eukaryota, Metazoa, Arthropoda, Insecta, Hemiptera, Pentatomidae. The record is from the annotation of a GenBank genome assembly.